UGAUAAAAGAAAGGUUAGAGCCCUAAAACCCCUUUAAAACCCUUUUCAUAUCUGGGACUGGGAGUUUAAAUUUUCAUUGCAUCGAAUUCUUGCAACAAAAUUCCUGUUAUCAAAGGUUAUUGUCAUUUUCUGGAAAAAAAGGGGGAUUUUUCUAACUUAUAAGGGUCAUUCUGGUGGUUUAUUGAGUUGAAAAAUGCCUGAUAUUGAGGGACUUGUGAAUGAUUUUGUUGCAAACCUCAGCAAACGUAAGGUUGAAGGGUCACAAGCAACAUCGCGGCUAACAGCAGAGUUGCUUCGUUCUGUAGUUUCGUUGCAAAGAUUGCCACCUACUAACCCAGCUGCAGUGCUCAUUGAGGCUGUGAGGGGUAUAGGUGUUAAAUUGGUUGCUGCCAACCCCGUUGAGCUUGCUGUUGGAAACAUUGUGAGGCGUGUUCUUCAUAUUAUCCGGGAGGAGGAUCUCUCUCUUUUGACAAGUAAAACGUGCGACUUAGAUUUAUCAGCUGCAAGUGAUGAUGAAAGAACCAUAGACCAGGAUUAUGACCCAAGUCAGUCUGCUGCUGCUGCUGCUGCUGCAGCUAAAAGUUUUCUACGACCUCCUUCAUUGCAUGCACUUCUGGAGAAUAUGCCAGAUAAAUCUGUACCGAGUAACAUAUACACCUCCUCUUCAGGUGGAGAUUCUGAAGAGAAAAGCAAAGCUGAUAAACUUGCCAGGACUCGGAAGUUAAAGCAUGAUGUUAUUGAGGCAAUUAACAUGUUAAUUGAAGAUAUUGAUACUUGUCAUGAGCUGAUCGCAGAACAGGCAGUUGAGCAUAUUCACCAAAAUGAAGUAAUACUAACACUAGGUAGUUCGAGAACUGCCUUUGAAUUCCUCUGUGCUGCAAAAGAGAAAAAACGGUCUUUUCGGGUGGUUGUUGCAGAGGGCGCACCGAGGUACCAGGGUCAUGCUCUUGCAAAAGAGUUGGUAUCAAGAGGUCUACAAACUAUAGUUGUCACAGAUUCUGCAGUUUUUGCAAUGAUUUCUAGAGUAAAUAUGGUUAUAGUGGGAGUUCAUGCAGUGAUGGCCAAUGGUGGUGUCAUUGCACCUGUUGGAAUGAACAUGGUUGCACUUGCAGCUCAAAAGCAUGCUGUUCCAUUUGUCGUAGUUGCUGGCAUUCACAAGUUGUGCCCUUCAUAUCCACACAAUCCAGAGGUUUGUCUGAAUGACAUGCGAUCCCCUGCUGAACUUCUUGAAUUCGGGCGAUUUUCAAAUUGCAUGGAAUUUGGAAUGGAUAGUGGGGCUCCGCUUCAAGUUGUUAACCCUGGUUUUGAUUAUGUGGCACCUGAGCUUGUCAGCCUCCUCAUCACAGACAUAAAGUAUCUUGAAGUUCCUCUUACUGAGUUUAAGCAAUCCAUGCUGAUUUCACAUAUCUUUUGGAAGGCUGUAGGCGACUGACACAGAGAAGUGGCAACCAAAACAAUCAAAUGGAAAUUAUUAAGCUUUUGCUAUGUGUUUGUUAUUUACUUUGAAGGAUAGCUCUAAAUGAGCUUUUUAGCACAAACACUUUCUGAACAUAUUGUACUUUGUUCAGACUAAGUUUUGACUUGUUUAAUGUAAUGUGUCAAAGGUGGUAGUAUUAAUUUGUUUCGUUCUUGUUAUAGGUGAAUGUUUAGAUGAACUAUACCCUCUUGAAUUACAUCAAUCGUUGUAUGUAUUUGUCUCUUGAAUGUAAAGCUUAAACGAGUAUCCCACACCCAAAAAGGUGCCUCAUAUAGGUUUUUCCUGAAACACUCCGGUAACUUAGAUAAUGUUGAGAAAACACUCUCUAUUUAACUUGAACGCUCCCAAAGAGAAUAGAGCCAUCAUUAUAGGGAAGUUAAAGACCAUCUAAUGCAAAGGAACCUUUCAUUCCUUUUUUGUUGUGCACAACUCUCCUUCACAAGCUCCCUGCUUAGGGGACAAAAAAAUACCUUUCAUUUUCCACCCUUAGUCCACGAGUAAGUGCAGAUUAUCUGGACUUCAGAAGCAGUGUCACUUUCACAGGGCU
Messenger RNA from Solanum dulcamara, 2024 nucleotides. RefSeq lists its product as uncharacterized. The coding region runs from base 194 to 1432 and encodes 412 amino acids. Lineage: Eukaryota; Viridiplantae; Streptophyta; Magnoliopsida; Solanales; Solanaceae. Gene Ontology annotation, biological process: translational initiation. The transcript is spliced from 10 exons. The record is from RefSeq and is a predicted model, not a curated record. Gene Ontology annotation, cellular component: eukaryotic translation initiation factor 2B complex. Gene Ontology annotation, molecular function: guanyl-nucleotide exchange factor activity; translation initiation factor activity.